GGACAAGGUGCCCAAAGGAUCCCCACGCUCGUGGGGAGGGGACCAGAGCAUCAUGGCACAGUCCAUCUCAGCUUUCCAGGUUGCCUACAUCUCCAUCGAAGUCCUCAUCGCCUUGGUGUCCGUGCCAGGCAACAUCCUGGUUAUCUGGGCUGUAAAGAUGAACCAGGCACUGCGGGAUGCCACUUUCUGCUUCAUCGUCUCGCUGGCAGUGGCUGAUGUGGCCGUGGGAGCCCUGGUUAUCCCCCUGGCCAUCAUCAUCAACAUCGGACCACAGACAGAGUUUUACAGCUGCCUCAUGGUGGCCUGCCCCGUGCUCAUCCUCACCGAGAGCUCCAUCCUGGCGCUCCUGGCCAUUGCUGUGGACCGAUACCUGCGAGUGAAGAUCCCCGUCAGAUACAAAAGCGUGGUGACACCCCGGCGUGCAGCCGUGGCCAUUGCUUGCUGUUGGAUCAUCUCCUUUCUGGUGGGACUUACCCCUAUGUUUGGCUGGAACAACCUGAACAAGAUGCGGAGGACUCAGGAGCUGAAUGGCAGCCACACAGAGUUUGUCAUCAAGUGUCAGUUCGAGACCGUCAUCAGCAUGGAGUACAUGGUGUACUUCAACUUCUUUGUCUGGGUCCUGCCUCCCCUGCUGCUGAUGCUGCUCAUCUACCUGGAAGUCUUCAACCUCAUCCGCAAGCAGCUCAACAAGAAGGUCUCCUCCAGCUCCACUGAUCCCCAGAAGUACUAUGGGAAGGAGCUGAAGAUCGCCAAGUCCUUAGCACUGGUCCUGUUCCUCUUUGCGCUGAGCUGGCUCCCCCUGCACAUCCUCAACUGCAUCACCUUGUUCUGUCCGUCCUGCGAGACACCUCACAUCCUCACGUACAUCGCCAUCUUCCUCACCCAUGGCAACUCAGCCAUGAACCCCAUCGUCUACGCCUUCAGGAUCAAAAAGUUCCGGACAGCCUUCCUGCAAAUCUGGAACCAGUACUUCUGCUGCAAAACCAACAAAAACGUCAACAGCACCGCCGCCGAGCCAGGCAACUAGGAGCUAGGCAAGAGAAGAGACGGAGUUCUCCAUGCCCACGUUCCCACCUUCCUGCUGU
Messenger RNA from Tinamus guttatus (white-throated tinamou), 1085 nucleotides. It is a transcript of the gene ADORA1, whose product is annotated as adenosine A1 receptor. Gene Ontology annotation, cellular component: synapse; plasma membrane; dendrite. The record is from RefSeq and is a predicted model, not a curated record. Gene Ontology annotation, molecular function: G protein-coupled adenosine receptor activity. NCBI's taxonomy places the organism in Eukaryota, Metazoa, Chordata, Aves, Tinamiformes, Tinamidae. Gene Ontology annotation, biological process: G protein-coupled adenosine receptor signaling pathway.